Meleagris gallopavo (turkey) is the source of this 934-nucleotide messenger RNA. The record is from RefSeq and is a predicted model, not a curated record. Lineage: Eukaryota; Metazoa; Chordata; Aves; Galliformes; Phasianidae.
UCACCCCCAACCCUCCAGUCCCAAAAAUACCCCGGCAGCAAAAUCCAAUGGGUGAUGUACAGAUCCAACUCUGAGUAUUACCCUGACCCAGAAGGGCAGGAAUUUGGGGAAAGCCUCCACCAGAAGCAAUCCCAAAUGAGCGUGUCCAUAUUAAGGAUCAAACCCGACAGACUCCGUGUUCCUCAUUGGCAUUUCAAUGCCAGUGAACACGACUACAUGCUGCAAGAAAUGUUGUAUGGGACAGCGUGGAUCGGCGUGGUCACCAAUGAGAAAGUCACCACUUUCAAGGCGUUUGAAGACCAGGUUUUUUUCCCUCACAAUGCCAUGCAUUGGAUCAAGAAUUUUGGGGAGGGGGAUUUGGUGAUCCUCCUUUUCUUCGGGAGCCACAAAGAGGUGAAAACUUUGGACGUGGACGAGGCUUUUUUCAGCAUGCCGGAAGAUAUCGCGGCUCAGGCGCUGCAGAUUUGGUCCUGGAAGGUGAAAUUGGUGCUGGUUCGGUCACCGACUGGUGGAGUGAAAUUCAUCCAAACAUUUCAGAAGGUUUCGGAGGAUCAAACUGUGAUGCCUUCUAAUUUGGGCCAAUUAGUACACAGCGUUAAUUACAAGCAGUCUGAAGAUAGUCAAGUUUGGCAGUAUUUUUAUGACUUCAGAGAUAAUUAACAUACUGGACCUUAAUUAGAAUUGUUAAGGUCAUUAAGGUGGGAGUUGAGACCCUAUGGCCCUGCCAGGACCUCUAGCUUAAUUAGGCUUGGAGAUUUCCCCUUAAUUACCCUUCCAGGACCUUAAUUAGCAUCCUAAAGUCAUUAAGGUUGGAGAUGAGAACCUAAUUAACCUUCUAGGACCUUAAUUAAUCCCUAAGGUCAUUAAGAUUGGAGAAGAGCCCUAAUCACCCUUCCAGGACCCUAGUUAGCCCCGUAGCUUAAUUAGGCUCAGA